This is a messenger RNA of Rhincodon typus (whale shark), 474 nucleotides long. Its product is annotated as nesprin-2-like. The transcript is spliced from 3 exons. Lineage: Eukaryota; Metazoa; Chordata; Chondrichthyes; Orectolobiformes; Rhincodontidae. The record is from RefSeq and is a predicted model, not a curated record. The annotation marks the transcript as partial.
CAGCUGCGAGCAGCAGCGAGUGCCCAGCGACAGGCAAUGGCAGAGCUCAGUGGCCAGCUGAGGAACAGAUACUCGGAGCGGGACAUUCCGACAGAGAUUGUGGCUCGUGUGCAGGGGACCAAUGCGGCACUGACAGAUGUCGAAGCCAAGCUGCAGGCACUGUGUCCCCAGGCCAGCGCGAGCCAGGAUCUGAGCCACAGGAUUGUAUCUGUAACGAGUGGACUUCAGAGUGUGGAGAAGAUGCUGCAGCGGUGCUCCAAAACACAUACUGAGGCAAGGAAUCAACAAAAGAGGGUGUGGCGUGCGAUAGAUGAGUGGCACUCGGUUCUGUCGGAGCUCGAAGCCGAGGUGCAGGAGCUGGCACAGCAGGAUCCCGGGGAGGCUCAGCAGCUGAUGGAGAAUCUGUUGGAACCACUCCAGCUACACCAGCACAUAUCGCACAGAGCAGAGCACAGAACUGCUCUCCUCAACAAG